CAACUAUCUCAACUCCCAGCCUUGAGCAAAAUACUACCGAGAUUACCGUCAAAGCCUUACAGCAACGGCUACCAGACCGUACUGAGUAGGUUAUAUCUAUACUGCGGGAAAUCCGUCACAACUGCAUCAGAAAACCGCUUAACUGGCGGUGCUGGUGCCUUCUCGCUGAGCACACGACAGAACCUCAAGACUACACCAACCAUACUGCAAUAUCUCCAAUCCAAAUCAAAGCUGUUUUGUCCAACAUGGGUCCCUCCCGCCUUUCCAAAACCCUCCAAGGCAUCACCGUCACGACCUUGGCCUCAAUAGGCGGAUUCUUCGUCUGGACCAAGCACUGCCAAUUCUCUCCGGACGACCAAUUCAACCCGGCCACGGAACCCCUGUUUCGGAGUCAAUGGUUCCAGAAAUUCAAUCCGGGCUCUAACCCGACGACGCACGAUGAAUGCGUGAGACGGCUUCCGCUACAUAAGAUCCGGCCCGAGCUGCUCGAAGAUGCGAGGAAUGGUGGUUCGAAAUUGGUCGAGGCUUUUAGUCAGGGUGUUUGGGGAGGGUUUGGCUACAAAAUCCAACGCGCAUACUUAGAACGCAAAUACCGAAACGACACCACAACCGCCCAUCAACUCUGGACACCACAGCAACUACGCACAUCGACCUACGACGUCGGCACUGAGAUCACCGACCAUUUCGUGGUCCUGGAGAAGACUCCCACAUCGAUCCUGAUCCGGUGUGGUGACUCCCCCCUGAACAGUCCAGACAAGAAUCGGCCGAGCGACGGCCUGUUCGCCUUGACUGCCAAAGCCGACUUUGACAAGGGUUUUGCCGAAUUUCGACUCAAAAGUAUCUUCUAUCAGGGUGAGGGGGAGCCGGCAGACAAGACGCAUGGUCCCAUGUCGAGCAAUAUGCAGUGGUUGCAUAAGUUGUACACGAAACUGUGGAUGGAGAGUGCUAUGAGCAAUGUAAAGAAAUAAUACUACCAUCUAGAUCUCCUCAGCGAAGCAUAACCUGGACAUACAAUUCUGGAUUGGUGUUUUGAUCUGAGCAAAGCGCUGUACUAGUACUUCACUUCCUGCACGAGUUAGCUCAUGCUGCGGUGUGGCUCCGUCCAAUCGCCACGCCACUCAGACCAACCUCGACCGUCCAUAGAAUCUCCUCUCAAUUCUAAUGUGCCGAGUAUUCGCUAACUAAGCAUCUGGCCGGAUUGACUCUCCCC
Exophiala dermatitidis NIH/UT8656 is the source of this 1210-nucleotide messenger RNA. RefSeq lists its product as uncharacterized. The transcript has 2 exons. Lineage: Eukaryota; Fungi; Ascomycota; Eurotiomycetes; Chaetothyriales; Herpotrichiellaceae. Bases 246 to 968 code for a protein of 240 amino acids. The record is from RefSeq and is a predicted model, not a curated record.